Messenger RNA from Rhodamnia argentea, 571 nucleotides. Its product is annotated as ATP synthase subunit epsilon, mitochondrial. NCBI's taxonomy places the organism in Eukaryota, Viridiplantae, Streptophyta, Magnoliopsida, Myrtales, Myrtaceae. The transcript is spliced from 3 exons. Gene Ontology annotation, biological process: proton motive force-driven mitochondrial ATP synthesis. Gene Ontology annotation, cellular component: mitochondrial inner membrane. The record is from RefSeq and is a predicted model, not a curated record. Gene Ontology annotation, molecular function: proton-transporting ATP synthase activity, rotational mechanism. The coding region runs from base 1 to 330 and encodes 109 amino acids.
AUGAUGAAGUGCUGGCGAGGGAGAGAGAAGGAGGCGAUCGUUUCCACUUCUUCUUCUUCGUCUGUCCAUUGCUCCUUCCACACAGAGACUGUGGUAGAGAGAGAAAGUAGAGAGGGAGUCAAGAUGAGCGCCCCAAUGCCAUUCUGGAGAGCAGCUGGGAUGACUUACGUAACGUACUCCAACAUCUGCGCCAAUCUGGUGAGGAACUGCCUCAAGGAGCCUCACAAGUCCGAAGCCAUCAGUCGCGAGAAGGUCCACUUCGCCCUCUCCACCUGGAAGGACGGCAAGGCCGAGAAGCCUGUUAUUCGUUCGGAUAUGCCGGAAGACUGACAGCAAUGACAGAGGAUCAAUAAAAUGCUGGAAAGGGGAUGUGAAUGUCUGCUGAAGCUGAUGUUCUUUCAAUGGAGUGGGCAUUUUGUUGUUGAUCCGUGAUGACUACACCUUAUGAGACUCAUUCUUGAUUUCUCAUGUACCCGCCGGUGUUUGAGUUGAAAUAAUGGUACUCUUGCCAUAUGCAGAAUGUACUGCUCAAAUGAUGCGUUGAAACUCAUGUCGAGCUACUUUUGGGUUA